CUUGGGUCACGGGUGAUCAGUGAUACUCAUACGUUCUCUCUGGGGUGGUGUGUGGACCUCAGCUAGAGCUUUCGUGAGUGUGAGAACGACCUGGGAAUUUCCAGAGUUGAUUAUGCAACAGGGAUCCAAAUGACAGCUAACUAAACCUGCUGGACUGGACCUGUGCAUCGAUCGCAUUGACCCUGACACAGAGCGUGGUCAGGAGCCCUUCCGAGCCCACACUGCUUGCCUGCUUCUGGCCGCCACUAAGAAUCCUUCCUGUGCUCCUCCAGUCCACACGUCCACACUUGGUGGCUACCUUCCUUAUUCGGGUCUGAGCUGCACAAAAGCUGUCCUUUCCUCUGCUGUUGAACUGGAAGGAAUCUGGAACCACACAGGCUUCAGGAUUUGGUCCCCAACCCAUCAGAGAUGCUGGAGAGAACAGCCCAUCUUCACCACGCGAGCGCACGUCUUCCAGAUUGACCCCAGCACCAAGAAGAACUGGGUGCCGGCAAGCAAGCAGGCCGUCACGGUUUCCUACUUCUAUGAUGUCACCAGGAACAGCUAUCGGAUCAUCAGUGUGGAUGGAGCCAAGGUGAUCAUAAACAGCACUAUCACCCCGAACAUGACUUUCACCAAAACGUCACAGAAGUUCGGGCAGUGGGCUGACAGCAGAGCCAACACCGUGUUCGGUUUGGGAUUCUCCUCCGAGCUGCAGCUCACGAAGUUUGCAGAGAAGUUCCAGGAGGUAAGAGAAGCUGCCAGGCUAGCCAGAGACAAGUCCCAGGAGAAAACCGAGACCUCCAGCAAUCAUUCCCAAGAAUCUGGGUGUGAAACCCCGUCUUCCACUCAGGCAUCCAGCGUCAAUGGCACAGACGACGAAAAGGCCUCUCACGCGAGCCCAGCCGACACUCACCUCAAGUCUGAGAAUGACAAGCUGAAGAUCGCGCUGACACAGAGUGCUGCCAAUGUGAAGAAGUGGGAGAUGGAGCUGCAGACCCUGCGGGAGAGCAACGCCCGGCUGACCACGGCACUGCAGGAGUCGGCGGCCAGCGUGGAGCAGUGGAAGCGGCAGUUCUCCAUCUGCAGGGACGAGAAUGACAGGCUCCGCAGCAAGAUCGAGGAGCUGGAAGAACAGUGCAGCGAGAUAAACAGGGAGAAGGAGAAGAACACACAGCUGAAGAGGAGGAUCGAGGAGCUGGAGUCAGAGGUCCGAGACAAGGAGAUGGAGUUGAAAGAUCUCCGAAAACAGAGUGAAAUCAUACCUCAGCUCAUGUCCGAGUGUGAAUAUGUCUCUGAGAAGUUAGAGGCGGCCGAAAGAGACAAUCAAAACUUGGAAGACAAAGUGCGGUCUCUAAAGACAGACAUCGAGGAGAGUAAAUACCGACAGCGCCACCUGAAGGGGGAGCUGAAGAGCUUCCUUGAGGUGCUGGAUGGAAAGAUCGACGACCUCCAUGACUUCCGUAGAGGACUCUCCAAGUUAGGCACAGAUAACUAGGGCGGGGCGGAGCAAGUGUGUGUGAGAGGUGUGGUAGACGUAGGACAUUCUCCAUUUGCUUCUGUAAAUGCAGGUGCGAUCUGUCUGUCUCCAGACCAAUUGUGCCGUCCGCUCACUCCUCCAGAAUAGGAAAUCUCUCGCUUCUCUGGCUUUGUGAGGUCAUGGACAGCUGGAAGCUUCUGACUCAGGAAUCCAGAACUUGGUCUACCUUAGCCGUUUACGCAGUCAGGGCAGGGAUGUUUAGAUCUUCCCUUAAGGGCUGUUGUAACCCUAUGAACCGGGGAUGGGGGAGUAUUUUCUAAUCCAAGUACCAUUAUCCUUUACAGCAGGCCCUCGGGUGCCUUCUGCUGCGUGGCAUUCAGUGUAUGUGACUCUCCAGCAGGUUCUAGACCACGGGCAUGUGGAGGGAGCAUCUUUUCCCAGUAUGCAUUUUGUUGCUUUAGCAGAUGUGACAUGACAUUGUCAACCACAAAGUUCACACUCAAAAACUGCACAACUGACUUACUCAAAAAGAAAUAAUUGUAAAAAAAAAAAAAAAGUUUUAAGUAAAUACACUAUUUUGGGUUGGAGCACAUUCACGGUUACCCUUGGCUGCCUGUGACCUUUGGGCUGUAGGUCAGACAUACCUACUUGAAAGGAAACAUUUAGUGGAGACCUCUCUAGAGGGAAGAUAAACCAGAAGUUUUGGGGUGUGCGUACUGACAGGGAAUGACUAGUUCCUGCUAAGACCCAUCCUCCCCUGAUUUAUUGUGAUUGCAGCAAUGUUCUUGUUUGUUUGUUUGUUUUUUGUUUUGUUUGUUUUUGUUUCUGAUUUCAGAGCAGAUGCUUAAGCUGUGGGAACAGAAUGCAGGGAGGGUGUCUAGCGGAGUCUGGGCACUUAAUAGGUGCUUAAUAAACAUUCGUUCAAUUAAACAUAUAAGCAGAACUUAGUGUUUUAAUCAAACCACACAGCAGAGUUCAGACCCUUGUUGAAUAACACAUCAUCUUUGUUGUGCUGAAAUAAUUCUCAGAAAUGAAUGCAGUUUGCUGUUCUCAAACCUAGACUUGGCUCUGAGGCACAGACUGUGGCAAUGUAAUCAUCAUAGACUACUCUGAGGCCCUCCUGCAGGGACCCCAGCCACGAUCCUGGAGGACAUUGCCUGUGGGACCUUCCUUCUCUUCCAGGCAGAGGGCCUGGAGUUGGAGACUUUCUGGAUACCAGGAGAGCAUUGUAUAGGAGCUAGCCUGGGCUUAGAAGACAGGCUGGGCUUCCUGUAAUAGGUUUGAACAAUACAAAGCCAUCCUUCACGCCAUGAGGAUGAGAGCCCCUCAGGUGGCAGCUUAGCCUUAGAGACAGAGAUGCUCCUCCCAGGUCUGCCUUCCCUUUCCCAGUUCCUGCUAAGGAAGGGCCUGCAGCCAAAAAGCUCUCUGCUCACAGAGAACUUCUUAAAGGAACCAUUGGACUUUCAGGUCCACAGGCAUUCCUCUUUAGGAGAGUUUGCACACAGGAGGCAAGGUUUGUUAACCCUGACCCCCAACACUUCAGAAUGCCUUGAGCAAGGGAAACGUUGGUUCCCUACCCAUCUGAGAACCCUCUAGAUGUAUCCACAUGGGAUCAGAAAUUCUUCCUCUUGAAUGAGAAAACAGCCUGAGGACAGGGCUAGGGUCGGCACGUUUAAGACCCAGGCCCUGUGGCGACUUCCAAGUCCUCAUCUUUCCUUGCAGUGGCUGAUGAGUCACUCUGAGCAAGGAAUUCGAUCGGGACAAAAAAAAAGGAAGGAAGGCUGGUGAUGUGGAAGGCUGAGUUCUGUUAGGGGGUGACCCCAUCAAUUUGGGAUGCUUUAUACAACAGAGUGGUCACCUCUGAUGUAAUUCAGCCAGGGUGCUGCCGUUCCCCACAGCUCCCAAUAGUUCUCAAGUCAGUAGCAGCUGCUACUGGUGCACCAAGAGAACAUAGACUGGGUUAGCUAUGGCCCAGCAUGGGCUAAGGGGAAUUCUUCUUAGGCCACCCCAGCCCCUUUGCCUACCAACAGCCUGGACACAUGGCUCCCAAGAGCAGUGGACACUGGGGCUGUCAGCUCAGGCUUCAGAUGAGCUUCCAUUAUCAGGUAGAAGGAGCGCUCUCGGCUGGCUGGAGUAUGAUCUGGUGACAUGACCAUAUGAGGACACUUGCUAAGGCUACUGAACUGGAAGUGUAGAAAGUUCUAGAAGUUAUGAGCCCAGUGGGCUGGCUGUAAGGUUGAGACCCAUGACCCCUGUUGUUAGCACUGGGGGCGUGGGGGGGUUAGCAAGUUUCUAAUAGCCAGUAGGUGGGGGAAAUAGUUUUUGUACUCUUGGAUUCAAGCAGCCCCCAAACUGUCACAACCCAUGAUCCUAAGACACUAGGACGCCCCUGAAGAGUGAUUUAGGCUCCACAGCUAAAGCCCCAAGCAAGCACGGAACCUCCCUUUCAUCUGCUUCCUCUAAAGACAUCAUGAUUCUUCAUUUUCUUUCUUUUUAAGAACAGUCAUGGCCCAGGAAUGGCCUGGAAGGUCAACAGUAGGCUAGCCCUGUCUGUAGCCUCUGGCACUGUAAAAGGCAGACUCUGUACGGCGCAAACGACCCACUAAAAUUGUUCCGUAUCCACUCACACUAGUGGGACAUACCUCCAUUUUUUCUGAUGUCCAGCCCAGUCUUAGGACUGUUGUCGUGGCCUCAAAUCCCAUACAGAUGGUGUGAGCUGUUUUCCCCCAGCAAUUACGGCCACAGAGUGCUGCCUGCAGAGCCUGGAGUCAGAUGAGCUCUGGCCUUGGCAUCUCUGAGACUAGCAGUCUGCACCUUGCUUAGCUUGCAUUCUGCAGCCAUCCACAUGGAACCUAAAAGAGGCCAAGAAAACCUCAGAGCCCUUUAGCCGUGAUCCGCAUGCAUUUCUGACAUGAGCUGGGGUAGGGUGGUGCCUAGGAAUGAGAGACCGCUGGAAGGAAGGAUUGGGAGAGAAGAAACAGCCCGUGCUUGACCUCUGAUCAUCUCCUUCCAUUGCUUCUCCCCAAGAGCUGUCACUUUAGACCUUAAUUGGGUGAGAGAACUUGGCAGAGAUUAUCAACAGGAAGUGGAGGCAGAGUAGCCCAGAGUAACCCAGCUGUGGCCAGCAGCGUGGGCUCUUGGGUCUCCUGGACCUUGAUCCGCUGCUCUCCUAUGAGCCAUAUUGUCACUCUCCCUUUGGUGUCCCUUAGGUGCCAAGAAGAAAUAAAUACUCCUCUGCCCUACUAAAAGCAUGUUGCAACUAUAUUAAUUGGAGUGUGUGUCCACAGCAAGGAAUAGCCGACAGGGACACGGCAGAACUGUCCACCAUACACAGUAAAGUCUGUUUCCUUUGAAUGAUUCUGCUCUGUAGGGAUCUCUUCAAUGAUCUCUGUGCUUGGUGAGGCCAGUUUGGUGGAACACUGUCUGGCUUUGAAUUCUUUGCUGAUGACUUUAAUGAAGGUCCACUCACGUUUUUAAAGAGGGGAGGAGGCCUUUGAUGGCAGAGACAUAAACAGGAACAGAACAGACGAGCCACAGUUGGGGAGGUGCAGACUCAUCCAGUGCCUAGAGCAGUUUGCAUGCAUGCCUGGCUGUCCACAGAGGGAACUAGCUGCUCUCCAGCCUGCUUGCUCCACAGACAUAGCCUUAAGCAGCAUGAUGGCAGGUGCAGGUACUGCAUUUGAUAUGAGUGUGAGAGAGCUCACAUGCAGCCCAAAAGCAUCACAAGCAAGCCCGUUUGACAGGGGCUCUUUCUAUAGCCAAGACCCCUGCAGACACCAGUGGCGACUGUGAAUGAGACCCAACUUAGACCUCACGUGCAGCCAGGUGCGUGCUUGGAAACUGGGCGGUCUGGGAGGAGCUCAAGCGAUGCUGCCCUUCAGGGAGCACCAGCCACUGCUCUUUACUGGUAACUGAAGUGGGUCACUAGAAGUUACACUCACUCAAUUCUUGGGAACAUCACUGGAUUUUGAAGCACUUGCAACAUAAGGCAGAAGCUUUCAAUUCAAUGUCCAUACAUAUCUUGAAUGAUAGCCAUGACCUAAAUAGACCGUGACUUCUGAAUACAUGGCUUCCCUCAAAGAAACAGACUGUAUUCUGGGGACAGUGGGUGUGACGGCAUGGAGGUGGGUCCCUACAUAGAAGUGUGAGCUAUUUACAUGUCUUUUUCUUACAACUUUCUAAAGAAUAUAAAUCCCUCUUUAAAAACAAGCCUGGCAAGAAGGUGACUUUGGUAGGAAUUUUGAGCUGUAUGAAAUGUUCGUGUGUGUGUGUGUGUGUGUGUGUGUGUGUGUGUGCACAUGUGCAUGGGCACUGGAGGGGAGGAAGCAUCAGGAAAAACCAGAGAAACAAUUAGGAGGAAUUCAAUUAUAACUUCAUAACCAGGAGUCAUUGAAUAUUUCUGGUGGUGAUAGUGAAUGUUCUGGAAUCUGCUUACAGGACUUUGUGGGGCUUUGGGUUUGUGUGAACUUGUACAGUUCUCUUUGACAGUGUAGCACUUGCUGUGGAGUGGCCUCUGAGUCACAGGGACCCCUGCAGAGGCCCACGUGGACCACAGCGGAGUCCAGGCUUGCCUGCUCUAUCAGAAAGGCAGCAGGACUGAUACCUCGCAGAUGUUAGGGACACGUUGAUGCCUCUCUGUCCUGUACCAGUUUUGAUAAGAAGGCCUGACUGUCACUCCAUUGUGACAGUGAAUGUGACAGCAGGAAGAUGUUUCUUACAUCUCCACAAGAGCUUAAUGCUAACUAUGGAUUGGAUAAGCAAAUUAUUUCAUGAGUCAUUUUUUUUCUUUUUAAAUGCUUUUUUGGAAUAUAAGUAAUAGAUAAUUUUUUUAAAAAAAUGAAAUUAAAGAUAAAAGGAACAAAAAAAAUUCACCUAUUGUUCCACGGUCUGAUUGUAACCACUGUUAACCCACCCCAGUGGCUUUUCAGCAUCCCAUCCAAUUGUAACACUGUUAACCCCGUGGCUUUUCAGCAUCCCAUCCAAUUGUAACACUGUUAACCCCGUGGCUUUUCAGCAUCCCAUCCAAUUGUAUCACUGUUAACCCAGUGGGUCUUCAGCAUUCCAUCUGAUUGUAGCACUGUUAACCCACGUGACUCUUCAGCAUCCCUAUCUGAUUUUAACAGUUAACCUGAGUGGCUCUUCAGUGUCCUCACCCAGCUUGCUUUUGUUCCUUUUCCAUGAAAUCUCCUGGUCUCAUGCACACCCUUCUAAUAACUCACUUGUCUCCUUUUACUCUGUAUCACAAAUGUAUUUCUCUAUCGGUAAGUAUGUAACUACUACUUUUUAACAGCUGUGUAACAUUCCUUGGAUAGUUAAGCUGUUUCCAGUUUUCUACUCUUGUAGUCAGGACACAGUAACAUGGUUCUGACAUCUUUGUAAACCCUUUAGAGUAUUUGCUUAGACUAAAUUUCUAAUAUUAGCCUUUUCUAAUCUCCAAACCCUGGUUCCUUUCCUUCCUAAACAUGUGAGAGACUCUACUCACUGGCCCCUCGGUGGUCAGCUAUUCAGGGCCCUGGGAAUGAUUCUGGUCAAUGAUGUGAGCAGACAUAGUAUCUGAAACUCUAGCCAGGACUGUGGACUGUGCCAUGCAUGACUUCAGUGUCUCUGAUCCUUAGCCUUAGCAAAUGGUAACAUCCCGGGGUUAGGGAUUCUCCCAGCCUAGGUCCUUGAGUGACUGUAGGGGACAGGUCCUCUCACCUUACCCUACCUGCCAUUGACACAGACAUGUGGCUCACACAGAGAUAGACCUUAUAGGUUUUACCACUGGGAUUCCAAGGCUGAUGAUUUACUGCGGCAUAACAUAGCCCUAUUUUAACUAAUAAAAAAGGAAGCAUACACGUUUUUAGGAUUUUAAACAUAGCACUUCAAAUUACCUUUCAGAAAUAUGCGUGUCCCCCGACCCCCAACUAUACCUCCGCUCUGUGAGCGCCGUGUCUGUGAGCACCGUGCUCCCUCUAGCUCUGUCAUCAUCAUGGGGGCAGGAGCUAAGAAAGUUACAUUUUUGUUUUUAUUAAAAUAUGAUCCUCAUUAACAAAUGAGACCUGCCUGCCUCUGCCUCCCAAGUGCUGGGAUCCAAGGUGUGAGCCACAGCCUGGCUUCAGGCCUGCUUUCUUAUAAGGUCUUUAGUGGUCUCAUUCAUUCCUUUUUAAAACAGGACUACUACACAAGUACUACUUGUACCUGAUAAUCAAGAGACCAGAAGAGAGGUUAUCAGAUCUCUGGAACUGGAGCUACAGAAGGUUGUGAGCUGCCAUGUGCAUGCUGGAAGUCAAACCCAGGCCCUCUGCAAGUGUAGCUAAUGCUCUUAACCACUGAGCCAGCUCUCCAGCCCUCAGCCCCCCUUUGGUCUGCUAUUUAUUUAUUAUUAUUAUUAUUAUUAUUAUUGUUGUUGUUGUUGUUGUUGUUGUUGUUGUUGUUUUGAAACAAGGUCUUAACCAUAUAACUGUGGCUAGCCUGGAGCUCCUGUGUAGACCACACUAGCCUUAAAUUUGUGGCAAUCCUCCUGUCUCAGCCUUCUAAGAACUGGAAUUAUAGGCUUGCUCCACCACAUACAGCAGUCUCACUGAUGUCAAAGUUUUUUUCAUAAAUAUUAUAGAGGUUAAAGUUGUAUCAUGGCCUUCAGAGAAAUUCUUACACAUUAAGAAGAAUCCAUUUUAGUCUUUUCCUUUAUAGUUAGUUCUCUGCUGUCACAAUUGUGAACGCUUUUCCAAUUCUAAUCCCAGCCCACUCUGUUCAUCAGCGUGUUGCUCUUGUACAUUCAUUGCCCCUUUCAGCUGUGGAGUCUCUGAUCUCAGCCAGGCGUGGUGGAAUUCUUAUAAUCCCAGUAGCUGGGAUGUGGAGGCAGGACGAUCAGCUGCAUAGAAAGUUUAAGAGCCAGCCUGGGCUACAGAGACCCUGUCUCAAAAAAAAAAAGAAAAGAAAAGACAAAAACAAAACAAAACAAAAACAAACAAACCAGCUUUAAUCCCAGUACAAAGGAGACAGAGGCAGGCAGAUCUCUGUGAGUUUGAGGCCAGCAUGGUCUACAUGGUUAAGUCCAAGACCAGCCAGGGCUGCACAGUGAGAUCUCAUCUCCAAAACAGAAUAAAACAACAAAACAAAACUACCCUUUUAUGCUAUUCCUAAUAUAUUUCUAAAUUGCACCAAUACUGUUUUGGGGAAAAAUGACCCUUUCUCCACUGACAUCAAAUUGCAUUUUAUGUUCCCCACCCUUCUAGGUGUGUGAGCAUGCCACACUUAUCUGUCUGUGUGCUCUAGUGCUAGGACUAUACUGUUUGGUAAUCCUAACUUUAGGUUUAAAAUCCCUACUAACGAUUUUUUUUAAUUUCCUAGUUUAUUAUAUAUUCUAAUAUUUCCAAAAGAUAUUCAGGGGCUAUUUUGUAAAUUUUGGAAUCAUUGGAAAUUGGAUUAUAUACUAUUUCUAUCUUACAAGAGAAGUUACAUCUUUAUAGCCUCUUUUGUUUCACUAAAUUUAUAAUGUUCAGUCUAGUUUUUUAUAAAGGUAAUUUUUUUCAUUGUGGUUAUUGCUAUAAAUGAGAUCUUUUCCAACAGUUUACAGUUAUAUAGGUAUAACAUUGCUUUGCUAAUGAAAAUCCUUCCCCCUUAGAUAUCUAUUUGAGGACAUCAAAUAAAUGUUACACAAAUUUAGACAGAAAAACAACUGUAGAAAAUCAAAAUCUCCUAUAAUUAAAAUUCCUUCUAUCCAAGAUACUCAACAAUUAUGUAAAGCUCUCUCUCUCUCCCCCUCUGCCCCCCCCCUCACACACACACACACACACACAAACACAGUGUUUUAUCGUUUUGACAGUUUGAUACAGCCCCUAUGCCAUACACAUUCUUUCCUUGGAGAAGAUCUUGUCCAUCAGGAAGCAUCGAUCAAUCUACCUCAUUUUUAUCUGCGUAAAAGAGUGUGUCUGCACACAAGUCCAUUUCAUUGUGUCCAGCCAGUCACUGAUUCUUUUUAUCCUAAUCCUUUUGGUCUGAAUUUCAUUUGCCUUCCUAGUAGGCGAUAUCCUUGAUUAGUGAUGAUAAUAUUUCCCGAUUUUUCUCUUGCUUGCCUUCCCACACUGACCAGACCUUCUGUAACAGUGACAGAGUUGUCGUCUAUGAUUGUGCUGGUCUUAAACAUGCAUCUCCACGUACCUUCCCCUUGGUGAGGAUAUUUUUAGUGUCUUGACAGAAGUACACAUGUGACUCUUGCUUGUAUAUUCAAUUCAUACUCUUGUGUGUGUCUCUAGUUUGCUGACAAUUUUACAAGCAAGGGGUAUUGGGAUUUUAGGAAAUGAAAUUUUAACAUCUGUCAAGCUGUUGGAAUGAUUUUCCUCUAUCACGACUUAAGAUGAGUUGGUAUGGUUAAGUCCUUCCCUCUGUUUCUCCGAACCCUGAUGUAGUCGCAGUGCGUUACUCUUUUAAUAUACACCUUAUGAAGUUAACAGUGGUUACUCCGGAUUGGUCGGUCUUUGGUACAUUUUCACUUUGUCUGUCUUAUUUGUGCUUUCAAAUUUUUCUACAAAAGUUGCCUAUUACUUGUAUAAUAAAAUCAAGAGCUUUACACGAGAAAAGAUUCUUCUUGAUUUCAGCGGUUCCUUUUAUUUUGGAAUUUCAUAUCUUAUUAAUAAGAUGAAUAAUUGUGAUUUUUUUCUGCUGUCUUUGUCAGGUGUUUUUAUGUGAACUUCCUUUAAAAUAUAUCUUGGGCCACUUUCUAUCUCUUUUUCUAUGCCCUGGAAUAGUUCAAAUAAUAUUCAGAACUCCUUGCUCUCUGAAGUUUUUAUAACCUGUAUAAAACUGUCCCAAGUCUAGUGCCUUUUAAAGAAAUAAUCCUUCGAUAAUUUUAAAAAGUUUUCCAUAUUCAUUGGUCUCUUCAAAGUUUCCUCUCAUUCUGUAAGACUUUUGACAAUUUAACUUUUACUAAAUGAUGAUGUCGUCCAGGUUUUUGGGGUAUGUUGACGUAGGAUUGUAUUAUUUCCCCUUAGUGUUGUAUGUCUCUGCUUCCCAUUUUUAUUCUGAUUAUUUUUUCAAUAAUUAGUCCAUUUUUAUUCGUCUUUUCAAAAAACCAGCUUUGGGAUUUCUAUGUCUAUUUCCAGAUUUAUCAUUUUAUGAUUGUUGUUUUUCCCUUGGCAUUUCUCCAGCUUUCCAUGUUACAGGCCAUGCUGACUUCUUGCACAGAGACAGGGUAGCUCUUGCUGUAGGCCUGUGACCUUUCCUCUGAGUAUAUCUGUAUCCCAUAAAUGUUUAUAUAUGAUGUGAUUGUCAUAAAUAACUCAUCCCUUCAAACUGGAGUUUAUCUUUUACUGAGGAGAGAGUUGAAAUUAUACUUUUAGACUUCCUGAUCGUUUGUCUUUGUUGCUGUUGUUUUUAACUUUGUUACAGACUCUGCUUUAUCGCCUGUUGUCAAGGAGGGUAUGGCUUGUACAACUUGUGCAUUUCGGAGUUCAUUAACAUUUUGUUGAGACCUAAUAAAUUUUUAGUUUUAAUAAGAUACCCAGGAAGUUGUAGAAGGUAUAUUCUUUGAAAGCAACAAUAUUUGAUCUAUGUAUAUUAAUUUGACUUUACUAAAUAUACUAUUAUGGACUUUAAAUUUUAUUUUCUUAAUUCAUUAAAGACUAAGAAAGGCGUGUUCCCAUGAUCACUGUCUGUCAGCCCUUCUCCUAUGUGUCUAACGCCUUCUUCUGUAUCUGUUGCCAUAGAAAAUGACCCUUUUAUAUGUAAGGGAAAAUUGUUUUCCUAAAGACCUGUGUCCGUUGGGUUUACCUGGCUUUGUUGUAAUAGAGUUGUUUAUGUAGAAAUACGA
This is a messenger RNA of Mus musculus (house mouse), 11249 nucleotides long. It is a transcript of the gene Homer2, whose product is annotated as homer scaffolding protein 2. Gene Ontology annotation, cellular component: stereocilium; postsynaptic density; cytosol. The transcript is spliced from 10 exons. NCBI's taxonomy places the organism in Eukaryota, Metazoa, Chordata, Mammalia, Rodentia, Muridae. The coding region runs from base 605 to 1477 and encodes 290 amino acids. Gene Ontology annotation, molecular function: G protein-coupled glutamate receptor binding. Gene Ontology annotation, biological process: negative regulation of calcineurin-NFAT signaling cascade; response to cocaine; negative regulation of interleukin-2 production. The record is from RefSeq and is a predicted model, not a curated record.